GUCGUCGAGGAAACGUCAGUUUUCAGCAGCGCUUUAUGUUUCGCGACGACAAACGCAACUUAGCUUUGAUUUGAACUUUGACAAAGUGUAGAACCCACCACUGGUUGUCAGUGUGUAGUGUCCCAGAGGACAUUUUGUCCCGUGUGCUUCAUGGGAUGUGCUUUACUCGUUGUCCAUCCACUGACUUCACACGUAUCGCUGCUGCCUGUCUGUACUGAAUGAAUGAGCUUCUUCUGCGCAUGCGCCGGGGAUCUGAAAGUUUAUAAACAAGAGGGAGUCACAUGACGACACAUUGUGAAAUCGAUCAACACGCUGUCAUCGUGUUUACACCUUUUCAAACCGACUACUUCACGGUGACGUUUACCCACAGUUCAUAUCGGAUGAACGCAUUGAGCUGAUGAACGCAAAGGGUCUUUGUGAAUGUGUCUAAACUUAGAUGGCAGCCCGCCCACAGCGACCCCUGUGUCCCCCCAUCACCCCAACCAUAUACAGCUCUCCCAGGAUCAUGUUCCCCCUCCUGUGUGUGUGUGGAAACUAUGUUUCAGUGACAUCAUGGUGUGGGAGGUGGUGACCCCAGCUGUGCUGAGCGACCCCAAAGACCAGAAGGUCCAGGAGCUUGAGCUUCAGGCUGAACACACAGUAGUGAUGACGGAUGUAGAUGGAGACCAGUCACAUGACCUGCUCCGCUGUGACGAACACUUCCCCUCCUCCCCUGGCUGCCCCACCAGUGACAGCUACAUGGAAUAUGAUGACCUUCCAGAUUUACAGGAGGUUCGGGAGGAGGAGGAGCCGACAGCGCCACCUGUUUACCAGGUGGAGGUGGGUGUGUCCCACCAGCAGGUGCAUGCAUACGCAGCGACACACAGCCCUCAGCCUCCUGACACACGCUGGCUCACGCAGCUGGCUCACAUCGCCACCGGGCCUCAGAGCCCUCUGCUGCAGGAGUCUCCUCACAGCAGCUCCUCUCUGGUCUGCAUCUCUAGGAUCAGCAGUGAUCUACAUUCCUACGCACGGCCUCCUCCACCUCCUCUCCCCAGCAGCUCCCUGUCGCCCCCUCGAGGUCAUGGGAGGGAGCGUCGACACAGCAGGACGAGCAGUGAAUGUGGCUCUGCUGUGUCAACCAGAUCCUCUCUCUCUGAUGAUGAAGACAUGGGCUGGAGCUUCUCCUGGCCCCCCACUGCCUGGCACUGUUUUCUCAAAGGCACUCAUCUGCGUUUCCACAGUGGCUGUAACGUGGAGUGGCAGGAAGUGGAGGAGUUGGAUUCUGCUGAGGAAGACUCUUACAAUGAGGAGCAGUCCAGAUCUCUGAAGAGUUACGGCUCUGAGGGUCUGCAGCUGGUGGAGCGCUCAGAGACCGUGUUGUCUGGUCACGCUGUCCUACAGCUGACCUUUGACCCCGGUGCAUUUGGACACGUCCCUAUGACCGCCAGGUGCCAACUCGACCACCCCUUCUAUGUGAAAAACAAAGGAUGGUCAUCCUUCUACCCAAGCUUGACUGUGGUGCAUUAUGGGAUACCAUGCUAUGAAAUGGAGAUAGGAGACAUUUGCCUGCCUCCAGGACACAGAGACGCCAAACACACGGACGACUCGCUGGUCUUUGAUGCCUUUAGGAGUCACGAUUUCACUCCUCUGGACUCCUCUGCCGUUUACGUGUUGAGCAGCAUGGCCAGACGGCGACGUGCCUCCCAGUCCAGCGGAGGAGCUGCUUCUCCGGACAGAGACGCGCUACAUGGUAGAGACACCCACAGUCCCAGCAACUCCCGCUCUCCUCAUCAAAAGCCAACCAGGGGCCAUUCUGCCGGAGCACAGGGAGGAAGUAGUGCCCCGGCUGUUAAGUGCAAGCGGCCAAUGAACGCCUUCAUGCUGUUCGCCAAGAAGUUCAGGGUGGAGUACACGCAGAUGUACCCGGGCAAGGACAACAGAGCGAUCAGCGUCCUGCUCGGCGAGCACUGGAAGAAAAUGCGAAGUGAGGAGCGGCGGGCGUUCACCCUACAGGCCAAAGCCCUCGCAGACGAACAGAAAAGACUCAACCCAGACUGCUGGAAACGCAAACGAACCAACUCUGGUUGUCAGGGAAAUUAAGGCUUCGGGGAUGAAAAGAGGACACACACACACACACGCAUAUUACACAGCGACGAAGAAGAGAAAACCGCGCUGAACCUAAUACUUUGCUUUGAUAUUAGAUUUGAUUAACAACAGACUGGCCUUGAUCUCCCAAAGCGAGGAUUUGCUUCUGCUUUUCAAAGCACAAACCUCGUCUCAGUCAAAACGAGCAGCAGCGUCUGCUUUCAGAAAUUGUCACUCUCCUCUCACUUGCUUUUAGAUUGCGCUGAUUGUUGAGAGGAAAACAUUUUUAUAUGGUGAAUUCAACAAAGUGUCACAUUUCCAAACCAGAUGAAGAUCAGCAGGGUUCUGGCUACGACAGAAAUGUGACCGUUAUAUUAAAUCAAAUAAGUCUGGUGAUUUUCAGUCUGUCAUAUGCUUGGGUGGGCGUUGUGGUGCUGUAGCAUUUUAGUCGAAAAUGUAGCUAUUUUCCCCAAAUUAUACUUUAUAUACAAAGAAAUAUACAAAAUAUUUGCUUGCAUUUUUUACUUGUAUUUGCACUUGGUGUAAUUUUACCAAAGUUAACAUUUUAACUUUGUUUUCAUGUAAUUCAUCCUGGAAAAUGUAAUUAUUAAAUUAGAAUGACUCUCGUACCUCCUCCAAGGACAAAAUCCUGCACCAAAUCUGUUAUGUUUGUUGGGACAUGGUUCUCAAACUAUUGAAGAGCUGAAACAACUACUACACCCUAUGAAACCACAUUUGAAUCCUGUAGGUUCAGAUUUUUCAUUGGAUCUGAUCCAAAUUUAACAAACUCAGACAUAUCAGUCAGAGUCCCUUUGUCCAGAUCUGCAAAAAAAUUGAAUUGACUUCCACCAAAUUGGACAAAUGGACUUUGGCAGUCCACAUAACCUCCUUGGCAAAGGUAGCAGGAGUACAUCACAAAUCCUCAACAGGCUGUAUUUACCUCAACUAAACAAAUAAUCAAGCCUUAAAAUACAGACAGUUUAAUCAGUGUAAAUGUUUUUGUCAAAUGAAUCUCCAUCUAGACCUGAUCUGUUUUUAGUUUUUAACAUUGAAAACAUUUCACAAUUCAGAAUGCCUUUACUUCCUUUAGAAGGCUUUUAUUUUGAAAAAGGAGUUUCCUAUGCAGUGUAAUGAGAGAAUGAUUAUGCUAAUCCACAAUCCCCAUUAUAGUACAGGUUUCAUUAACAUCAUUAAUAACCUCCGUUUGGUUGUUAUUUGUAGGAUUUGCAAUAAUUAACAAAGUAAAUACCUUAACAGGAGAGUAAAUUGCUGUUAGAUCUGCAUACAGGAACUGCUGAGACCCUGGAUCCUCAGCAGCUGUAUGUUACUGCUUUUGAUUUUGACAUCCCAUUGUGCCAUAAUAACAUGUUUUCACUGUGUUCUGCCAAAGUGUCUUUGUGUAUAAUCAAACACAUAAAUGCAGGAGAGGGUUCAUGUUACUCACAGAUUUAUAAAAAGCUUGUUUAGGAAAAUAUUUUCUACCAUAGUCAGACUGGGAUCAUUUUUUCUCCAGAAAAACAACUUUGACUUCAGUGUAAAAAUAGAUCAUUUCAAAUUUAUCUAAGCUGUUGUGGUCACAAAAAUAUUUUGGGGGGAACAGGCUCACCAUAAAAGUGUUCUGCAUUUGUCAUAUUUAAAAAGAAACCUUUUUUUUGUGUAUUUUAAUCGGAGUGUUUGGAUUUUUUGGGGUUAGAAACGCAACAGACAGGAUUCUCUUCCCUGGGCUCAGCAAUCUCACUCUCUUUUGUUAAACGAUGGAGGGGAGUGUUGCUCUCAGAGCCCAGAGGAGUUACGAUACAAAGAGUUUCAAAAAGACACAGUUGAGGAGCUGUUGCAAUAAUUAAAGAUAAUACGACGAGGAAACCCAGGGCCCUCAAGGACUACCUGGAUAUUGAAAACUAAGACCCAGGACUAAGAAAGCUAAAACAUGUACAAUGUUCCCUUUAAUAAAAACCCAGCAUUGUUAAAGGGAUAAUACAUGCUCCUCAAAUACUGAGUCGAUACUCUCAAACCUGGUGUGAGGCUUUAGGAACAUGGUGUGACUGUGUGAAUCUCUGUGUGCUGACCUUCAUGUGUGAAGGCAGGAAUCUGCUUCAAUCAUAGACUCUAUAUAAAGAUGGACGACAUAAUGGCUCCCCAAAAGUGAAAACCAAAGCGUCUAGAUUGCCCCCUGGUGGCUGGCUGCAGUAUGUCAUAAGCCAUGCCUCCGCCAUGUUAGUGGAUGGGACAUGAGACAAACUAAAAAGUCAAGGCAGUUUCUGUCACUGAUGUGCGUUGUUUUCAUCACUUAAUUGAUGCUAUGAAAACAAGGUGAAACUGGUUUAGAAAGACGUCAGAAGCACAAAGUGGCAGCACCCGUAGCCCAGAUGUUUGACGUCCAUCUUUUUUAACAGUGUCUGAUUUCAAUGCUUGAAAUUUUUACAGAAAAAAAAAAAAGAAAUGAAAAUAUUUCCAGAAUAUUUCCAGCGCUCACACUCUCACUGCAUAACGAGGUUUAUUCUUAAUGCACUAUAUACACUUUAUCUUAUGUGACUGCAACAGUAUCACGUGUAAUGACAAAUAUUAAUAUGACUAUAUACAGAAAUAUAUAUAUUUUUUGGUUCUGACUUAAUCUUUGUUACGCUUUCAUGGUUGUGCAUUGAUUAUUUGACUUUUGUAUGUCGUUGCGAUCAUGUCGUGUACAGGUCCAUCAGGGGAGACAAUGCAAUAUAUUGUAUGAUAGUAUAAAUAAAAGC
Molecule: messenger RNA, 4802 nt
Organism: Paralichthys olivaceus (Japanese flounder)
Lineage: Eukaryota; Metazoa; Chordata; Actinopteri; Pleuronectiformes; Paralichthyidae
Product: HMG box-containing protein 1-like
Biological process (GO): regulation of transcription by RNA polymerase II
Cellular component (GO): nucleus
Molecular function (GO): RNA polymerase II cis-regulatory region sequence-specific DNA binding; DNA-binding transcription factor activity, RNA polymerase II-specific; RNA binding
Source: RefSeq, a predicted model, not a curated record